UGUGCUUCCAACUGUGAACCUCCAAGGCCCCAUCUGUGCCCCAAUGGGCACCAUCCCCAAGAGCUCCACCUCUACCUCAUCCCCAGGACCCCAGAAUCCUAGGCUGCUGGAGCUGGAAAGCCCUUGGAAAUCCUUAGAUAUCAAGAUGAGUGGAGAUGUAGCAGAUUCUACAGAUUCUCGCAGUGCUCUCAGCCUUGUGGAGACAGGAAAUGAUCGAAAUGGCCUGGAUUUCAAUAGGCAGAUUAAAACUGAGGAUCUCAGUGACUCCUUGCAGCAAACCCUCGUGCAUAGGCCAUGCCACAUGAGUCAAGGACCUGCCAUGACAUCCGGAAACCAAAUGUCUGGGGAUAUGACCUCCCUUCAUCCCCUCCAGCAGCUCGUACUGGUUCCUGGCCACUUACAGUCUGUAUCCCAGUUUCUGCUAUCUCAGACCCAACCUGGGCAGCAAGGUCUGCAGCCAAAUCUUCUCCCCUUUCCACAGCAACAAAGCUCUCUCCUCCUCCCACAGACUGGACCUGGCCUGGUGUCCCAGGCAGUUGGGCGCUCUGGGCUGCCAGGAUCCUCUUUAGAACCUCACUUGGAAGCGUCCCAGCAUCUCCCAGUGCCCAAGCAUUUACCCAACUCUGGAGGGGCUGAUGAGCCCAGUGACCUGGAGGAGCUGGAGAAGUUUGCCAAGACCUUCAAGCAGAGGCGCAUUAAGCUGGGCUUCACACAGGGAGACGUGGGGCUGGCGAUGGGAAAGCUGUAUGGCAACGACUUCAGCCAGACCACCAUCUCACGAUUUGAGGCCCUCAAUCUGAGCUUCAAGAACAUGUGUAAGCUCAAGCCACUGCUGGAGAAGUGGCUGAGUGAUGCAGAAUCUUCUCCGUCAGACCCCUCAGUGAGUACCCCCAGCUCUUACUCCAACCUCAGUGAAGUAUUUGGUAGGAAGAGGAAGAAACGCACCAGCAUUGAGACCAAUAUUCGCCUGACUCUGGAGAAGAGAUUUCAAGACAACCCCAAACCCAGUUCAGAGGAGAUCUCCAUGAUUGCAGAGCAGUUAUCCAUGGAGAAGGAGGUGGUGAGGGUCUGGUUCUGCAACCGACGCCAAAAGGAGAAGCGAAUCAACUGUCCUGUGGCCACACCCAUCAAAUCACCCAUCUACACUUCACGUCUGGUCUCUCCCUCUGGGUCUCUGGGCCCCCUUGCCAUCCCUCCUGUCCAUAGCACCAUGCCUGGAACAGUAACAUCAUCCUGUUCCCCUGGGAACAACAGCAGGCCUCCGUCUCCUGGCUCAGGACUCCACACCAGCAGCCCCACUGCAUCUCAAAAUAACUCCAAAGCAGCAGUGAACUCCUCCUCCAGUUUUAACUCUUCAGGAUCUUGGUACCGAUGGAAUCAUCCCACCUACCUCCACUGAGACCAAAAAGUUUCUCCUAUUCCACCUGGCCCUGUAUUCUCCACUGGAAGGAAGGGAGUCAUACCUUCUCUGUAUGGACAGAUUACUUUCAGAAGAAUAGAAGAGAAUCCCCACUAUCAGUGAACCUAAAUUCUUGCCUUCAUGAGCAAGGGCCUCCGGAGAUCCAAACUGUGAUUGAACCAUGUGUUGACUCCUAGUGUUCUUGAAAUAUAUACCAAUACGAGGAGUUGACCAUUUACACCUUCCUUGCCUGUGCCCUUAUCCUCUAGUUCUAAAUAUUUCAGAUGGCAUCACUGUGGCAGUGGUGUGUCAGAGAAAGGACGUUUUGCCGUUAUUCUGCAACUCAUUCUGGGGACAGCCAUUUACCUGGUGUGCCAAACUAUCAGAAGGGGAGAUAAUGGUUUUGACUCUGAACUUAGCCACAAUCUCUGAACUGGUUCUAAAAUCUGUGAAAAGAUUUGAAUCCAAUGUCUCCACCAAAGCCUUGAUGUUUUCUCUAUUCAGCAAAGUUUUCUGACUGAAUCUUCUUUCACUCCAUUUCCCAACAGCCCUGCCCCCCUUUUCUAGACCCAAAUCCAUUCAUGAUUUUGUUCUACAAGUUCCCGCCUCUUUACAGAAGACUGAGUCCCUCAGUCCCCUGGGCAAAUUUCUCUGCCUGUAGGUGCUCUUCAGUCUGUUACAUCUGUCCCAGAGUUCAGGAGCACUUGUUCCUUCUCUCCUUCCCUAUGUUUCUCCUUAUCUCAUCCUUUUUCCCUUUUACUGGCUGCAGAAGGAAGAACACAAAAGCAAACAUGCAACAAUUAUGCUCGCAAAAUACCUGUAUAUAGCCCUUUCCUGUUUUUGCAUUAUGUUCUUCUCUCCUUAAUGUGGAAUUUUUCAGCAAAAUGUUUAACUCAGGUGUGAAUUUUGAAGACGUCUCUGUAAUAUUUUAUCUUCUUUAAAAAAAAUGAAAAAGAAAAAAAUACCAAAGUGUGAAAUACUGUGCUAGCUCCCACAAGAGUUCCCACAUGGGAUGGGAAUCCUUGUUAGCUUCCCGGGAACAUUAUCUCUAGUCUCCUUCUUUGUGGGCCAGUGUGUAGAGAUGUAACAUGAAGCCAUUCCAGAAACGGUAACUCUUUUUUUAAGACUGCAUAUCCAAGAGAAGUUGAUAUUCAAAGGAAUCUCACUGUUCCUAAAUAAAUUUGUAUAGUGAUAAUAUAAACUAUUCUAUUGAUAAGAAGAGGUUUAGAUUAUUGUUCUGUAUCUUUUGUUAUGGGGGGAAUCUGAGUGCAUAUGAUAAAAUAGGAUGGGGGAAAUGUUUCAAAUUGAUGCAUUAAGUCUAUUACUCCCCAAACUGAUGCUAAAGAUGACAUCCAUUAAUACAGGGCUCUGAAGAGUUCAGAGUUCCUACUCUUUUUGACAGAAUUACCUUAAAGGCAGAGAAAGUGAGCGACUUUAUUUUCUUAUUUUGUAAGUGGGAGAAUGGUAAAUGUUUAAGGUCAAGUCAUUCGGAGACUUAAGAGGUAGAGGCUGAGGUUAAAAGCUCAUGUCUCAGAUAUCCUAAAGGUCAGUUAUUUAUAAUUCACAAUGGAAAUCUGUCUUAAAUAGGUAUUUAAGGCAAAAAAAAAUUGAAUAAUCAUAAAUUUGCCUUUGGAAUGCACUGUGACUCUUGGUGAGGGGCUUGAGGGGAUAGGGGAGCUAUUCUUGUGUUUUUCUCAGGUUAAUACAAAUUUAAAUAGCUACCAUUCCUGGGGUAAAAACCUGUGGGAAAGGGAAGCCCUUCAAAAAUGUAAUGGCUGAAGGAGAAAAACUAAAGUUGGGAUUAGAUAUUUUUCACAAAUAAUGAUAUUCAAGUGGAAAAUCUAUACAUAAAUG
Molecule: messenger RNA, 3253 nt
Organism: Hipposideros armiger (great roundleaf bat)
Lineage: Eukaryota; Metazoa; Chordata; Mammalia; Chiroptera; Hipposideridae
Gene: POU2F3
Product: POU class 2 homeobox 3
Exons: 13
Coding region: 44-1399 (451 amino acids)
Biological process (GO): regulation of transcription by RNA polymerase II
Cellular component (GO): nucleus
Molecular function (GO): RNA polymerase II cis-regulatory region sequence-specific DNA binding; DNA-binding transcription factor activity, RNA polymerase II-specific
Source: RefSeq, a predicted model, not a curated record